This is a messenger RNA of Spirometra erinaceieuropaei, 273 nucleotides long. The record is from the annotation of a GenBank genome assembly. NCBI's taxonomy places the organism in Eukaryota, Metazoa, Platyhelminthes, Cestoda, Diphyllobothriidea, Diphyllobothriidae.
AUGGGAUCACCGCUUGGACCGUUCCUUGCAAAUGUUUUUAUGGGCAAAGUCGAGAAAACAAGCUUGCAAUUGACCAUUAAUUGCCUCGUCUUCUACGGUCGGUACGUGGACGAUAUCUUCUGCCUGGCGGAUGGUACCACCGAUACCGAGGAGCUUGUCCAAAAGUUGAACAGCUCGCACCCCUCGCUAAAGAUCACUGCAGAGGCCGAGGCUAUUGAAGAAGAACUUCAACAGCUGCGGAACACACUUCUGGAGAACGGAUUCCCAGAUUGA